ACAUCCGAGCGAACCCCCGUCUUCGGCUGAGAUCCGCGCGUGCGAAGUAGGUAGAGCAGAUCUCCCCUUUGUUACAUAAACAUUUUCUGACUCGCUUUGCUACUACGACGGUCGAGGACACCAAGACUAAAAUUUUGAAGCUGUAAAGUGUCUUCAUGGCCGUCAGAAGAGGACACAUAAGGUAUUUAAAAGUUUGUGAGGUUCAGAACCAGGGUAAUGACAGAGACUCACACAAGGGUGCCAGCUCAGUAAAGCAGGAAGUAUACGAUAUGCCGAACGGUUACGAGGACCACAUGGGUGAUGAGCCAAGUGAUGCAAAAACCAACCUGAUUGUCAACUACCUGCCCCAGAACAUGAGUCAGGAGGAGCUCCGCAGUCUCUUCAGCAGCAUUGGCGAGGUGGAGUCAGCCAAACUCAUAAGAGACAAGAUGGCAGGAGGUGUGAAGGAAGGCCACAGUUUAGGGUACGGAUUUGUUAACUAUGUUAACCCUAGUGAUGCAGAAAGGGCAAUCAAUACACUCAAUGGCCUGAGACUACAGUCUAAAACUAUCAAGGUCUCAUAUGCCCGGCCGAGCUCUGACAGCAUCAAAGAUGCCAACCUUUACAUCAGUGGUUUACCGAAGACCAUGACACAGAAGGAUGUAGAGGACAUGUUUACACAGUAUGGGCGUAUCAUAAACUCCCGUGUACUGGUCGAUCAGGCCUCAGGGCUGUCACGUGGAGUUGCAUUCAUUCGUUUUGAUAAGAGGUCUGAAGCGGAGGAAGCCAUCAAAGAUCUUAAUGGAUCCAAACCAGCUGGUGGCUCUGAACCAAUCACAGUGAAAUUUGCUGCAAAUCCAAACCAGACCAAGAAUUCCCAACUGCUUUCUCAGCUCUACAACACUCAGUCCCGUCGGUUUGGGGGACCUGUUCACCACCAGGCACAGCGCUUCAGGUUUUCACCCAUGAGUGUUGACCAUAUGAGUGGCGUCUCCGGAAUGAAUGUGGCAGGCAGCUCUUCCUCUGGAUGGUGUAUUUUCAUCUAUAAUUUGGGUCAAGAUGCAGACGAAGGCAUCCUGUGGCAAAUGUUUGGUCCGUUCGGUGCUGUCACCAACGUCAAGGUCAUCCGUGACUUUAACACCAACAAAUGCAAAGGGUUUGGGUUUGUUACCAUGCCAAAUUAUGAGGAGGCAGCAAUGGCCAUUGCCAGCCUGAAUGGAUACCGCCUGGGAGACAAAGUUCUACAAGUGUCUUUCAAAUCCAGCAAGUCUCACAAGUAAAGGGACUUUUUUUUGUCUCAAGAAUCUGAAAGUUAAUUGAGGUUUCAGUUAUUGUUGACUCUCUUCAUAAACCUACUCGUACAAUGUUUGGGGUGAAAAAAAUUUGUGUUAGUGUUUUACUGUGGGGUUAAGCAAAAGAUAGAAUUUUGAAAAAGUGAUUUGUCCCUGAUGCCUGGCAUUUCUAAAACCCUGGUCAAUUUAAGUGUCCGAUAUAUCAGAGGAUCCUUUUUUGUUUGUGCACACUUUUGGGAUACCUUAAAAAUGUCAUGGCAUUAUUGCUCUUUCCUUCUAACACCUCUUCCCUUAAUCACAAUGGACUUGUUGGUCCCAUUUUCUUUAUAUUAUAAUGUGAAGGCUUUUAGCUUUUUUGUCAUUACAAACUACACAUUCUCACCUCUUCUAGAUCUUUGUAAAUAGGCCACCUAUUCAUUGCUCCAGCUCACCCAUCUGUUAGGUAAAAGAACAUUUGAAGGACCAAAGAGAGUGUAAAGCAUAUGCCUUUAAAUGUUUUAUUUUUCAUGGUUGGAAGUUAAAAAUUUAAACCGCAAGUAUUGUCAUCUAUGAUGUCGCGUGUUUUUUUUUUUAUUUUAUUUUUUUUUAUCUUAAUUGCAGUUUGCUUUUUUAUCGCAGGUUUUGUUUUUUCAUAUUAAACUUUGUAUUGCAUUUAAUUACGCAUUUAUUUUUAUGUUUUAUUUAGAAGGUGGUUAGGAGCAGAUUUGGUUUUACAUGAUUUUUUUUUAAACCAGCAUUGAAUUCACUCCCCACUUUGUAAGGUCUUAGAAGUUUCUGGAUAAAUGGAUUGAGUCUGGUAGGAGCAGAGUUAUUAGGCACAUGGCUGCAGGUUGUUAAUGUAGAGUUGGUUAGUUACAGAUGUACAAUGUUCACUUACAGAUGUGCUUGCAGAAUUAACAUUAAUCCAUUUAAUGUAGUGUUUUACUCUAUACUUAGUCAAUCUCUAAAUGCAGCUUUGUACAUUUAAAUGUGUAAUUUGGAUGUGCUUUGAGACCUUGUCAAAAGUCGUGUAAAGGCCACACAAAGGUGAAGAUUUGUAUUUAAUUGUUCUCAAGAUAUCAGUACUAGUACACAUCUGAUUGCAGACCAGUACUAUAUUUGUGUGCAUAUUCUUUUAUGACAAUAGGUUUGACAUCAGUAAUUGUACACAUCAUGCUUUGGGUCAUUAUUGAUAAUGUGACCUAAAGUCUUGUAGCAUGAUGUUCCAUGUAUAUCAUUCAAAUAAAUACCAUUGUUUUGUCAUAAA
This is a messenger RNA of Pimephales promelas (fathead minnow), 2517 nucleotides long. RefSeq names its product ELAV like RNA binding protein 1b (gene elavl1b). NCBI's taxonomy places the organism in Eukaryota, Metazoa, Chordata, Actinopteri, Cypriniformes, Leuciscidae. The record is from RefSeq and is a predicted model, not a curated record. Gene Ontology annotation, molecular function: RNA binding. Gene Ontology annotation, cellular component: ribonucleoprotein complex.